Messenger RNA from Zophobas morio, 2215 nucleotides. RefSeq names its product Enigma (gene Egm). Bases 273 to 2183 code for a protein of 636 amino acids. Gene Ontology annotation, molecular function: acyl-CoA dehydrogenase activity; flavin adenine dinucleotide binding. The transcript has 7 exons. The record is from RefSeq and is a predicted model, not a curated record. Lineage: Eukaryota; Metazoa; Arthropoda; Insecta; Coleoptera; Tenebrionidae.
ACGUCUGAACAGCAAAUCAGCGUUGUGUUUCCAGCUGGGUCAAAAAAUAAUAAUUUCCGCUCCAACAUAUCAACAACUCCUUUUAACAUAUUCUGCUCAAUUUUAGGAUUUAUACUGGGUGUAACUGGGGUUAUUUUGGGAAUUUUAUUGUGGUGUAAUGUCAUAAAAAUUAAACUAAUAAAAACGUAACCGUUUGAGGAUCACUGGAUGCAUUGAAACGAACAUAACCUCAAUCCUUGUGAGGUUAGGUAAAGUAUUUUGCAGUGUGAAAAAUGUUAAAAAUUCGUCAUAAAUUCGCUUCAGUAAGCAAAUUAUCCGUAAUUAGACAUUUAUCUAGUCAGUCGACCCAACCAGCAACCAAAGAAACUUCCGAAUAUGAUGACCAUCGACUUAGAGAAUUUGAAAGAAUUUCAAACAUCCAACAGAAAGUUAAAACCAAAAAGCCGCAAAAACCCCCAUUUGUCAAAAAUUUAUUCUUGGGAAUCUUCGACACCGAUUUGCUAACUUACCCUGAAUUGACGAACGAACAACUGAACAAUCUUAAUUCGAAAAUCAAACAAGCUGAAAUGAUUGUGCAACAGAAUGAAGUGAAGGAGUGUGACCGAAUAUCUAAAGAUUUUUUAAAGAGACUGGCCACUGGAAGAUUAUUGGGUUUACAAGGGUCUCAGCUAAUGGGUGGCCGCGAAUUGUCGGUUACAGAAAUGUGUAGAUUUACUGAAGUAAUUUCCGAUAUUAAUUUAAAAAAUUCUGUUAUAAAUAAUGAAUAUUUAGGAGUUCAAACGCUAGUUAAAUGCGGUAGCGAUAAUUUAAAACGGAAAUACCUGCAAAAAAUUAUUGAUGGUGAUAGUCUAUCUGCAUUUUGCACAGUGGAACCUUUACCCUCUAAAAUAGAUGUGUUUGGAGUGACGGCGCUGCGCUCUGCAGAUGGCAAAACUUGGCUAUUAAAUGGUCAAAAGAAGCUAGUCAUUAAUGGAAGUGAUGCAGAUUUUUAUGUGGUUGUUGCAACUACUAAUUAUAUAAUUAGGGACGAAAUAAGAGAGCAGAAAUUCACUGCGUUUUUAGUUGAAAGAGAUUUUGGAGGAAUUACCAGUUCGAGACAAAGUUCCGUCGAUGGGGUUUUUCAGUUGUCAGAUGUUGUUUUUGAAAAUACACCCAUACCGAGUGAAAAUAUAAUUGGUAUUGAAGAAGAAGGUGAGAAUGUAUUAUCUACAGUAUAUCCAGAAUACCGCCUCAGUACAGGUCCAAUCUGCUCUGUGAUACUAAAAAAUUUAAUUAAUAAAGCAACGGAACAUUAUAUCAAUGCGUCAAAGGCUCCAAACUUCUUGUACGAAACCGACGCAAUCAGGAUAAAAAUGGGCGAGUUUUUGUCUUCGUUAUACGCUAUUGACAGUAUGGUGUAUUUGACUGCAGGCCUUGUUGAUAAUUACGAAAAUCAGGAUACUGAGUUAGAAUCAACAAUUGUCAAGGUGUUUGCAUCAGAACAAGCCUUUAUGGCCACAUCAUCUUGUCUCGACCUUAUAGGUCCAGAAACUAGUGUAGACAAACACUGGUGCAAUCAACUUCACAAGGAAGCCUUAUGCCAAGUAACCUUAAACGACAAUAACGACAACUUAAAAAUACUAAUAGCGCUGUUUGGACUACGUUAUGCCGGGCAAAAAAUAAACACAUUGGUGAAAGAAUUAAGAAACCCGUUGUUCAAUGCCACAGCAGCCUUGAAACGUAUGUGGACGCAUAGAAGACACGCUGAUGACAACCCAAAGUUGGAUUUGUUCUUAUAUCACCACUUACAUCCAUCAUGUGUACAAGCGGCACAACGUUUAGAAUACUGCGUUUUACGACUUCAGUAUGCAACAGAAAUCUUCUUCACUCGAUACGGUGCUGAGGUUAUCAAUAAGCACUCAGAGUUACGCCUUCUCGGGGAAUGCGUCAUAGACAUCUACGCAAUGGCGGCUUGCCUAGGUCGUGCUUCUAGAUCUUAUUGCAUAGGGCUACAACACAGCGACCACGAAAUGACUUUAGCCGCCGCUUUCACCGUCAACGCCACAAAAAGAGUCAAGUCAAAACUAUUAACAAUAAUAGACGGCCCGUUUGUAACCACCGAUGAAAACUUCCGAUUCGUUUCAGAAAGACUUUUUAAUUGUAAGAACUACUAUCCAGUACACCCGCUCACUAGGAAUUUUUAGUUGUAAGAAAAUAAAUUCUGUAAAUAGUUAAA